UUUGCUUCUUAACAUCGCUCACUCUCACUCUGUCCCUAUAUAUAUACCAACACAAACACAAUUCAUUCCUUCACUUCUGAAUCAUAAAAAAAUUCACUCUCUCUCUUAAGUUUCCUCUCUCAUUGCAGUGACUCUCUUCCUUCCCAUGACUCUAAUGACUCCUCCGCCAUUAGAUCGACAGCAACAGGUGGAGCCGCAGGACGAUGAGAUGCUGGUUCCUAACUCCGACGUGCCCGAAGGUCCUCAACCAAUGGAAGUCCAAGCAGAAAACAUGACUACGGUUGAUGCUCCCACAGUGGAUGACCCCCCAUCCGCGAGAUUCACGUGGACCAUUGACAAUUUUUCAAGGCUCACAAAAAAAAUUUAUUCUGACAUUUUCAGUGUUGGGGGCUACAAAUGGCGGAUACUUAUCUUUCCAAAGGGGAACAAUGUUGAUCAUAUGUCGAUGUAUGUAGAUGUUGCAGAUUCACCUAUGUUGCCUUAUGGUUGGAGUAGAUAUGCCCAGUUCAGCUUGACUGUUGUUAAUCAAAUUCAUAGUAAAUAUUCAAUCAGAAAAGAAACACAACACCAGUUCAAUGCACGUGAGAGUGAUUGGGGUUUCACUAAUUUCAUGCCGCUUGCUGAAUUAUAUGAUCCUACUAGAGGUUAUCUUGUGAACGAUACAUGUGUUGUUGAGGCUGAUGUUGCUGUGCGUAAAGAUCUUGAUUACUGGGCACAUGACUCAAAAAAGGAAACUGGUUAUGUUGGACUGAAAAACCAAGGAGCUACUUGUUACAUGAAUUCUCUGCUUCAGACAUUGUAUCACAUUCCUUAUUUUCGAAAGGCCGUGUACCAUAUGCCUACAACAGAAAAUGAUAUGCCAUCAGGAAGCAUCCCUCUAGCAUUACAGAGUUUGUUUUACAAAUUGCAGUAUAGUGACACUAGUGUAGCAACGAAAGAGUUAACCAAGUCUUUUGGAUGGGAUACAUAUGAUUCAUUCAUGCAGCAUGAUGUUCAAGAACUUAAUAGGGUUCUUUGUGAAAAACUGGAAGACAAAAUGAAGGGAACUGUUGUGGAAGGCACUAUACAGCAGUUGUUUGAAGGCCACCAUAUGAACUAUAUUGAAUGUAUAGGUGUGGAUUAUAAAUCAACAAGAAAAGAAUCAUUUUAUGAUCUUCAGCUUGAUGUGAAAGGUUGUAAGGAUGUGUAUGCUUCUUUCGAUAAGUAUGUGGAAGUGGAACGGCUUGAGGGGGAUAACAAGUAUCAGGCAGAGAAUUAUGGUUUACAGGAUGCUAGGAAGGGUGUAUUAUUCAUUGAUUUCCCACCUGUCCUUCAGCUUCAAUUAAAACGUUUCGAGUAUGAUUUUAUGCGAGACACCAUGGUAAAGAUCAAUGACCGCUAUGAGUUCCCCUUGCAAUUAGAUCUUGAUAGGGAUAAUGGCAAGUAUCUAUCUCCAGAAGCAGACAGAAGUAUUCGCAAUCUUUAUACACUUCACAGUGUUUUGGUUCACAGUGGUGGGGUGCAUGGUGGACACUACUAUGCUUACAUUACACCAACUCUGUCAAAUCAGUGGUUUAAAUUUGACGAUGAACGAGUCACAAAAGAAGAUACAAAGAGGGCUUUAGAAGAACAAUUUGGUGGUGAAGAAGAGUUACCUCAUACAAAUCCUGGGUUCAACAACUCUCCUUUCAAAUUUACAAAGUACUCAAAUGCAUAUAUGCUUGUCUAUAUUCGUGAUAGUGACAAGGAUAAAGUAAUCUGUAAUGUUGAUGAGAAGGACAUUGCUGAACACCUCAGAAUAAGAUUAAAGAAAGAACAAGAAGAAAAAGAGCUGAAGAGAAAGGAGAAGGCUGAGGCUCACUUGUACACCAUCAUAAAGGUUGCCCGUGAUGAUGAUAUGCAUGAACAAAUUGGAAAUGAUAUAUUCUUUGAUCUUGUGGAUCAUGAUAAAGUUCGAUGUUUUCGUAUUCAAAAACAAAUGCCUUUUAUCCUUUUCAAGGAAGAAGUUGCUAAGGAGUUCGGUAUACCUGUCCAGUGCCAACGUUUUUGGUUGUGGGCUAAGCGUCAAAACCACACAUAUAGGCCAAAUAGACCACUGACCUCUCAGGAAGAAGCACAAUCAGUUGGACAAGUAAGAGAAGUUUCCCAUAAGGUAAAUCCUGCGGAGCUGAAGUUAUUUUUGGAACUGGAAAUGGGGCAGGAUUUGCGGCCUAUUCCUCCUCCUAUGAAGUCAAAAGAGGAGCUCGUACUUUUCUUUAAACUAUAUGAACCUUCCAAUGAGAAGCUGCGGUAUGCUGGACGGCUUUUUGUGAUGGGGAGUGGGAAGCCAGUAGAUAUAUUGACAAAGCUAAAUGAAAUGGCUGGAUAUGCUCCUGAUGAAGAAAUACAACUAUUUGAGGAAAUAAAAUUUGAACCUCAUGUCAUGUGUGAACAAGUUGACAAGAACUCAACGUUCCGUGGCAAUCAGCUUGAGGAUGGUGAUAUUAUUUGCUUCCAGAAGCCCCCCAAAACUAGAAGUGGAGAGCAAUAUCGCUAUCCAGAUGUUCCUUCUUUCUUGGAAUAUGUUCAUAACCGUCAGGUUGUUCGUUUUAGGUUUUUGGAGAAACCAAAGGAGGAUGAAUUCAGUCUUGAGCUGUCAAAGCUUCAUGCCUAUGACGAUGUUGUUGAAAGAGUUGCUCAACAUCUUGGUUUGGAAGAUCCUUCCAAAAUCAGACUCACAUCUCAUAACUGCUACUCUCAGCAACCUAAACCACAGCCUAUCAAGUACCGAGGAAUGGAACAUUUAUCUGACAUGCUGAUUCACUACAAUCAGACUUCUGACAUUCUAUACUAUGAAGUAUUGGAUAUUCCUCUGCCAGAAUUGCAAUGCCUAAAAACUCUUAAAAUUGCUUUCCAUCAUGCUACCAAGGAUGAAGUGGUGAUUCAUACUAUUAGAUUACCAAAACAUAGUACUGUGGCAGAUGUAAUUGAUGAUCUUAAGUCAAAGGUAGAUUUAUCACAUCCUGAUGCAGAACUUAGAUUGCUUGAAGUUUUCUAUCACAAGAUCUACAAGAUUUUCCCUAUCAGUGAAAGGAUUGAUAAUAUUAAUGAUCAAUAUUGGACUCUUCGAGCAGAGGAGAUUCCUGAAGAAGAGAAAAACCUUGGCCCUCAUGAUCGGUUGAUCCAUGUUUAUCAUUUUUUGAGAGACAUUAUAAAUCAGCAAGUUCAGAAUUUCGGAGAUCCUUUCUUAUUGGUUAUUCAUGAGAGUGAGACAUUAGCCGAAGUCAAAUUGCGAAUACAGAAAAAGUUGCAAGUUCCAGAUGAGGAGUUUUCAAAGUGGAAGUUUGCAUUUUUGUCACUUAAUCGUCCUGAAUACCUUCAAGAUUCAGAUAUUGUUUCCACUCGGUUUCAGAGAAGAGAUAUCUAUGGUGCAUGGGAGCAAUAUCUCGGGCUGGAACACGCUGACAACGCUCCUAAAAGGUCCUACACUGCCACUCAGUAUCGUCACUCAUAUGAGAAGCCAGUAAGAAUCUACAACUAGUAAAACAUGUACAUCUCGAUCCGUCAAUUUUACAGGACCAUAUGCCAGCUGCACUUGAAGCUUUCUGAAGGUUACAAGAAGCAUGGAGAAGCUGUUAAUCUUCUCCAGGAUUGUCUGUCAAAAUCCAUAAUUUUUUUUGAGGGGAUGGCGGUGGGUAUAGGUUGAACAGGGAUUUGAACACAUUUUGUCUUUGAGCAACCAAAUCUUCGGCGGGUUAGGAGGUUGAGUUUUAAGUUUCCCUUGUCAUUUGGUACAUAAGAUUUUUGGGUUGGGUUCUGUAUAAAAGGUAUAGGACUAUAGGUAUAGUUCACUGUUUUCUAUGGCCCGGUUCACCCGUUGUGGGUUUUUUAUCUGAUUCAGAUGGAGAUGCUUCGAGAGGAUGGGGGAAAUGUGUAUAAUGUUUCUGCAGGGGCUAACAUGUAAAUUUUCCUUGUGCCUUUUUCACCUUAAUUUUUGUUACCAUACUGAUUUGUGUUGAAGGAAAACAUUACUUUUCGCUCUUCACCUUGUGUAGUAGGGUCUUGCCUUUUGCGACUUCCGUUUUUUCUAUCCGCACCUCCAUAAAUAUUUUUUAUAAUUUGUUUCCAAUGAUAUCCUCAAUUAUCCUU
Molecule: messenger RNA, 4107 nt
Organism: Abrus precatorius (Indian licorice)
Lineage: Eukaryota; Viridiplantae; Streptophyta; Magnoliopsida; Fabales; Fabaceae
Product: ubiquitin carboxyl-terminal hydrolase 13-like
Exons: 32
Coding region: 146-3499 (1117 amino acids)
Biological process (GO): protein deubiquitination; regulation of protein stability
Cellular component (GO): cytosol; nucleus
Molecular function (GO): protein binding; cysteine-type deubiquitinase activity; cysteine-type endopeptidase activity
Source: RefSeq, a predicted model, not a curated record